Hydra vulgaris (swiftwater hydra) is the source of this 823-nucleotide messenger RNA. Lineage: Eukaryota; Metazoa; Cnidaria; Hydrozoa; Anthoathecata; Hydridae. The record is from RefSeq and is a predicted model, not a curated record.
AUAGUUAUUACAUUCUAUAUAUUAUAUGUAGUGAUUGUUUGUAAUUGAUUUUUUGGUUAUUAGAUAUUUAUUCAGUGUUAAUUUUAAAGCAAAAUAUGCCUGGAGAUAAUUGCAGUAUAACAAACUGUGGUACUUCAAGACGAACAAAAGGUGUUGGAAUAUUUAAACUUCCUCAUUCAAAUUCUGCAGAUCCUGCUCAUCAAAAACGGCGAUCUGAAUGGUUAAAUUCAAUUACAAAAGGGCGUGUGAUUGACCAACGAUUUAAAAUGCAAAUCAAUUCUGGGAAAGUCUUUGCUUGUGAAAAGCACUUUAAGCCAGAUGAUUUUGAAAUACACAUUGGUGCAAAAAUGACAAAAAAGAUAAUGAAAAAUGGAGUUAUCCCAAGUCUAUUUCUUCCCAUAAAAAGUUGUAUCACUACUUUACCAAAAAAAAGGAAUGCCAAGGAAAUCUAUUGAAUCUACAACUAAAAUAUCAACCAAAUGCUAUGUUAAACUUAAAGACAGAAUUUCAAAUACGAAGUUUAAAACUUUUGAAUGGUUGGAUAACAGAUGUAAAAGAAAAUGAAAUAAGUGAUUUAAAAAGAGGUUCAAAUCAGCUUGUUCUUCCAGAAUUUGAAAUAAUCAUAGAUGAUAGUUUAGGAUAUAGUUUGUCUGUAUAUGGAUGGAUGCUUCCUGAAAGUCAUACCAUUUACAAAAUUUACAAAAGAAGUAUGCAAAAUAUAUCAUUACAAAAUUUAAUUACUUUACUUGAAAGUAACCAGUUAUGUGAAGGUGUACCAAUUCAUGAAAAGAUAUCAAGUACCAUUCACCAUUGUAUACCUUUU